Molecule: messenger RNA, 1893 nt
Organism: Australozyma saopauloensis
Lineage: Eukaryota; Fungi; Ascomycota; Pichiomycetes; Serinales; Metschnikowiaceae
Exons: 1
Coding region: 1-1893 (630 amino acids)
Source: RefSeq, a predicted model, not a curated record
AUGAGAUCGAGUAUUGGCAGAGCCAAGGCGUCUGCUCAUACCUUGAGCCGAUCUUUCACAAAUGCCAGAGCUCACAAUAGUGCUCUGGCGAUCGGUUUUGGCGUUGAAGACGGAAAAAGAUUAGCACACCAGAGUUUUGUGGAAGGGACUUCGAGAGAUGGUACCUUCACCACCGCUAAAUCCGCGGCUCCCAGCUUUAUGCAAAGUUUCCUCUCUUGUGAGUCUCAGCAUUUGCAACCAGCUCAGCCCACUACUUCUUCGGAUCAUACACAACUUUCCGCACAAGUCAAGAAGAAGAUCCAGAUGUUCAUUGAGAAGAACAUGUUCAUUGACUUGGCAGAGGCUCUUGCUGCAUGGACACUGCCGAGCCUGGCACUACCUUGGAACGAGGUUCUUACUAGAGAAGAGCUUUCUCACCUAGUUGGAGAAUUGGUCAACCAACAAGCUCGAGUACUCACGCAGUCCAACGCAUCCAAAUUCAUGGAGGACAACUCAUACCUGGCAGUAUCACAAUAUAGGGAUGCUCACCGAUUCAAGAGACUUAUACGUGAAAUUUUCGCCAACUUGUUGGGGAAGGACGGUCAUCUUUACGCUCAAAAAUUAGAAUAUUCUGUGGAUUUAACACCCAAAGAGUUUGAGAAUAUCAUCAACUUGGAGUUGCAAAACGGUAAGUUGGACUUAGCUUCUCUUUGGUUUCAGUACUUGGAAAAGCAACACCCUAAUGGGCAACAUUACACACAAAUGACACGCGAACUUUGGCUCUUGAAAUUCAAGGUUUCUGCAGGGGGGUACUCUCCACUUUGGAUCAUUGACACCGGCGGUUUGUAUGAUCAUGAUUUCAAUACUCGACAGUCAUUCUUGGCGUCAGAGACACAAUGGUUACGUAUUUUUGACGAGUACUCUAGAUACCAAAAGCUCCUGCUGGGCUGUGACAAGGUUGUGCUUGAUAAAGAGCUUGUUAAAUGCAUGAUCAACUCUGUGGCAUACAACAAAAACAUUCGCCAGGUGUAUCACAUCAUUGAGCAGAAUUGGGGAAUUCUCCCGACUGGUGAACUAGUAGCCGGAUUCCAAAAACCUACUCACAAUGACCUACUAUAUCCUGACAAUGGGCUCUUGGCCACGAUUGUCGUGGCUCUGAUUUUUAACAGUGACUUCCGCUCUGCACUUGCGUUCAUUAAUGGCUUUCAAACCAACUAUGAUAUCGAUUUACAAGAGAACAAGGUGUUCUGGGACGACAUAUUCCGCUGGAGCGACUCCAAAACGCGAUACAGAGAAUACAGAGCGCUUCAAAUUUAUCUUAAGGAAACAAAAUGCAACGCUGUUGUUGCACCAACUAGUAAUGCUACACUCCAAUCUACUUUACGCCAGGCGCAAGCGUCACCCUCAUUCGAUUACCAAGGAUAUUUGGAGUACAUCAACGGGCUCCGCUCUAUGCGUGUGAGUCUAUUCCAAGAAUUGUGGAAGUGUUACAAAGAGUGCAAACCUGGCUAUAGUACAAGACCCUUCGAGACAUACCUCAAGAUCAUCAAAGAGGCGCCUGAAGAUAGUUUGUGCUAUGACUUGCUCACAGACUUGUCUCGUGAGUGGCUGGCCUCAUAUGUGAACGAGGAAUCAUUCAAUAAGUCGUGGUCCUAUAAGAAUACCGACCGCAUUGAGCAUCAGUAUAUCUCGACUUUGAAAACUCUCCUUGAUUGCAAAGGAGAUUCCGGUGAAUUUGCGGAGCUCAAACACAUUAUCAACAAAUGGAGUCUUACUGAGGACAUGAAAUUGAUCAUGGAGAGAUGGCUAGGUAGUAGAGAGCCCCAUUACUACAAGAUAGCCGCAGCCCGAGCCGAAAGAGACGAGCAGAACAGGCUUAUCGAGGAACAAGAAGAAUUCUUGAACAUUUUCUAA